CACACUUCAAUAUUUAUAUCUGCUAAGUUGGCACUCAAUAGUAAGUAGUGUAGGACUACAAGUACUUGAGCUAAGAAGUGGCCCGAUUAGAGAGGAAUCAGAUGAUAUAGACAUAUCGGGCCGGGUACGAACAUCAGCCCAAUAACUGACGCUGGUUUAAGAAGGAAUCUGACGCUGGUUGACUUAACUUGUUGCUCUGUUCUCCAGGAGAAGUCCACUAGUGCAUUUGCAAAUUCCAUGAUGGGGCGAAAUCUAACACAUUAUUCCGAACCUUCAGUACAGGACCAUGGGUCUCCUCGUAGUAGGAAUCCCUCUAGGAAGAGUCAAUCUCGAACAGAAAGAUCUCCUACUCGUCAUAGAAAGUCCCACAGAGGCAGUUCUCCACCAAGUGAGAAAUAUUCAAUUCGCCCCAAGUCUCCCAAGCAUGCAAGGUCACCCUCAGCUCGCUCUCCUUUUCCCCAGACAAAAAGGCUAAGAAGAGCUGAAGCUGGAGGAGUGCCUGAGAGAGAACAGGAAAGGAUCAAUGGUAGGGGGAUCGGUCGGAGUUUACAGGAAGGUGGUUCUGAGGGAGAUGUUGGAAGUGAUAGAACGGAGAAAUUUUCAGGAAGGAAUGAUACUGAUGGUAAUACUUCAAGAUCAAGGCAUGGUACUUCUCCAUCAGAUAGAGACCGCAGGAGUAGACAUAGACACUCACCUCAACAUGCUGGUGAUACAAGAGAUGAGGAGAAAGUAAAUGAGGGCCGUAACAGAAAUCAUAGCAGAGGGAAUGAUAGAAGUAGGGAAAAUGAGACUGAAAGAAUGGAGAGAAUGACAGCAAAAGACAGUACUGGUCAUAUGUCUUCAAGAUCAAGGCAUGAUACUUCUCCAUCAGAUCAACACCGCAGGAGUAGACAUAUAUAUUACUCACCUCAACAUGCUUGUGAUACAAGAUAUGGGGAGAAAGUAAUCGAGAGCCGUGAAAGAAAUCACAGCAGAGGGAAUUAUAGAAGUAUGCAUAUGGAAAAUGAGACUGAAAGAAUGGAGAGAAUGACAGCAAAAGAGAGUACUAGUCAUUGGUCUUCAAGAUCAAGGCAUAAUAAUUUUCCAUCAGAUCGACACCGCAGUAGACACAGAUCUCACUCACCUCAACAUACUGGUGAUACAAGAGAGAAGGGGAAAGUAAUUGAGGGCCGUGAAAGAAAUCAUAGCCGAGGGAAUUAUAGAAGCAUGCGUUGGGAAAAUGACACUGAAAGAAUAGAGAGAAUGACAGCAAAAGAGAGUACUGGUCAUAGGUCUUCAAGAUCAAGGCAUGGUUCUUCUCCAUCAGAUCGACACCGUAGCAGUAGACAUAGAUAUCACUCACCUUACCAUGCUGGUGAUACAAGAGAUAAGGAGAAAGUAAUUGAAGGCUGUCAAAGAAAUUAUAGGAGAGAGAAUGAUAGAAGUAUGCAUAGGGAAAAGCAUUCAGAUAGGGAAUAUGAGACUGAAAGAAUGGAGACAAGGACAGCAAAGGACAGUUCUGGUCAUAGGUCUUCAAGAUCAAGACAUGGGCAAUCUACUUCUCCAUUGAAUGGACACCACAAGAACAGACACGGAACUCAUUCAUCUCAACAGGUUGCAGAUAUCAGAGCUCGCGAUGAGGGGCCUGAGUCGAGGGAGGCUAAGGAUGGGAUUGAAAAGAAUGAUUCAGUAGCUAUGAUGAGCGCUGCUGAGGAAGUCUUGGAAGCACAGAAAAAGCAAAAUCCUUCAUUUGAGUUAUCUGGAAAGCUUGCUAUGGAAACCAAUAGAUUCAGAGGAGAUAGCUAUAAGAAGAAUCUUCUUUCGAGUAGUAACUAUGAUGGUGAUGAAGACUAUGAUAAUGAAAGAACACGAGGCAUAUGUAGGCUGAAUCUAGCACCAAGAAAAAAAAAGCUUCUUGUGUUUGAUCUCAAUGGCUUACUAGUCUACAGAGUUUUUUGUUUCAACAAGAGUGGUAUUCCAAGGGAUCGUACUCCUGAUGGGAAAUGUGGAAACCAUCUAGUUUUUAAAAGAGCUUUUGCUGAGGAGUUUAUGCUAUUCUGCCUUGAAAGAUUUGAAGUUGGAAUAUGGACUUCUGCACUUGAGAAAAAUGUUGAUGGUGUCUUGGAUUGUGUGAUGGAAAAGCUGAGAAGCAGACUUAUAUUUGUGUGGGAUCAGCAUCAAUGUACUGAUUCUGGGUUCAAGUCCCUGGAAACGAAAAUGAAGCCUCUGUUUUUCAAAGAACUGAAGAGAGUAUGGGAUCAUUUUGAGGGAAAGUUUUCUGCAUCUGAUACUCUAUUGAUUGAUGAUCAGCCUUACAAGGCCCUUCUCAAUCCUCCUUACACAGGGAUUUUCCUGGAUCCCUACAUUCCUGACAAUGGUACUGACAAUGCUUUAGAUCCAAAGAAAGAGUUGGGGAAGUUUUUGGCUGGCCUUGCAUUUGCAGAUGAUGUUCAGCUUUACGUGAAGGACAAUCCCUUUGGCCAGCCUGCAAUUUCAUCUGAACAUCCUGAUUGGAAUUUUUACUCUCAUGUUCUCCGAAAACUUGGAAAGGAUCUAAUUUGUUAAAACUUGGCUUCAAUGAACUGAUGUGAACCGAAUUCUUACCCUAUGGUUGUACUUGCUUGCGGAGUUCAACUUCUGCUGUUGUCUCAUAUAAACAUCACACUUCAUAGAUUUUUAGUUGAACUCGUUAAUGGGGUUGUUCUAGUUGUUUAUGCAAUUGAUUAUUUCCUUUU
This is a messenger RNA of Rosa rugosa (rugosa rose), 2714 nucleotides long. RefSeq lists its product as uncharacterized. Gene Ontology annotation, molecular function: phosphoprotein phosphatase activity. The transcript is spliced from 11 exons. The record is from RefSeq and is a predicted model, not a curated record. Lineage: Eukaryota; Viridiplantae; Streptophyta; Magnoliopsida; Rosales; Rosaceae. The coding region runs from base 238 to 2544 and encodes 768 amino acids.